This is a messenger RNA of Auanema sp. JU1783, 462 nucleotides long. The record is from the annotation of a GenBank genome assembly. Lineage: Eukaryota; Metazoa; Nematoda; Chromadorea; Rhabditida; Rhabditidae.
AUGGCGUUUGCAUAUCAACAUCCCUUGGUCACAAAUAUUGCUCUUCUCCCUGUUCAUAAAUCUGAUGAUUCAAAUUUAAAUAAAGGAAAUAUUUAUUCGACUUUUUCCCUACUUCCUAUUAUCCUCGUCUUAGCAGUAGUGCUGGGAGUGUAUACUUUUUGUAAAGUUCGAAGGUGUCGUGAAGAGAAAAAGCAGAUACUACAUUUGGCAAACUUCUAUGAUUCAAUCGAGUAUCCGAAUUAUUGCGAAAAAGGGCUGCUUCCCCAAAAGGAAUUCUUCAAUAAACUCGAGAAUAAGCAGAACGCGACUGGAGAGCUAUUUCAGGACUUUGACAGAAUAAGACAAGCUCUAAUGAUUCCGCCAAUAGGAUCAUCUCCUUUCUACCAACCUAUCGGAACUCAAAAAGCAUGUCAAGCAGCAGUAGCCAAUUCUGUAAGACCAUUUAUAGUCCGUAAAGUCUGA